UAUCCUCUCUCCACAUCUUGCAGGACCACUCUGGUAGACCUUAUCAUCUUUACCUUUGUUCGAGACCAAUUGCGAAUCAACAUCUUCAAGAUGAUGGCCUUCAAGUCCCUCCUCGCCCUGGCUACCGUCCAGGCUGUGUCUGCUCAUUUCGGUCUGGUCUUCCCUGCCUGGCGAGCUGAUACUCUCUCCGAAGAGAACGAGGAGCGCUACAGCCAGUGGACCUACCCUUGCGCCGGUGUCGACUACAAUGAGAAGAACGUCACCGAUUGGCCUCUCGAGGGCGGCGCCCUGAAGCUCGAGCUACACCACCCCUGGACCUAUGUCUUUGUCAACCUCGGCCUCGGCGAGAACUCGACCAACUUCAAUGUCUCCCUGACUCCCCAGUUCCUCAACGUCACCAGUCCCGGCCAGCUCUGUAUCGAGGAGCUUAAGCUGCCCUCGGAUGUCAAGGUGUCUGACGGCGACUUCGCCAGCAUCCAGGUCGUCACCGUCGGCGACUCAGGCAGCGCCCUGUACAACUGUGCCGACAUUCGCUUCAAGAAGGAUGCCAAGGGUCCCAGCAACUGCACCUCCGAGAGCGAGUACUUUGCUGUCAAGGAGCAGACUGGCGAGGAGGAGGAGCAAAGCAACCAGGGAAACUCUUCCAACUCUGAUUCUAAGGAGAGCGGUAACGACAACGCUGCCGGUAUCCUGGGCGCCAACAUGGUGGCUUUGACCUCUGUUGCGGGUCUUGCUGCUGCCUUUGUCAUGGGAAUUGGCCUAUAA
Messenger RNA from Fusarium keratoplasticum, 765 nucleotides. RefSeq lists its product as uncharacterized. Lineage: Eukaryota; Fungi; Ascomycota; Sordariomycetes; Hypocreales; Nectriaceae. Bases 91 to 765 code for a protein of 224 amino acids. The record is from RefSeq and is a predicted model, not a curated record. The transcript is spliced from 2 exons.